ACCUCGGGGGACGUGGCCUGCAGAGGUGUGUAUAAUUUCACCUCCUCCGCUGGGAGGGCGUGACUUUGAAGCCCCACCCCUCCGCGUCACCCUAAAGGCGGAGCCAAGUCUUCUUGUCCUAUCAGGUUCUGGGACCUGGCGAUCACGUGACUUCCGGCGGCCGCUGCCCAGUUCUGUGGAAUGGCGGCUCUGAGGAGCUGGGUUGUCCGCAGCGUCGGCUCCUUCUUCAGGCAGAGUGUUCCAGUUGUAGCGAGGUUGAGGAGAUGCCGUUUCUCAGAUUUGGUGGGACCCUGGCACAAAACGGUGGCAGUGGGUUUUGGAGUAACCCUAUGUGCAGUUCCCGUAGCACAGAAAAUAGAGACACACUCUCUUAGUAAUGAAGCACUGAUGAGGAGGGCUGUUUCCAUGGUAACUGACAGCACCUCCACCUUUCUCUCACAAACCACAUACGCAUUGAUUGAAGCCAUCACGGAGUACACAAAGGCGGUUUACACGUUGGUGUCUCUGUACCGACAGUACACAAGUUUACUUGGGAAAAUGAAUUCUCAAGAGGAAGAUGCAGUGUGGCAGGUGAUCAUAGGAGCCAGGGUUGAGAUGUCUUCAAAACAAGAAGAGUACCUGAAGCUAGAAAUGGCAUGGAUGACCGCCGUGAGUCUGUCCGAGAUGGCAGCGGAAGCAGCCUACCAGUCAGGUGCUGAUCAGGCCUCAGUCACGGCUCGAAAUCAUGUUCAGCUGGUGAAGACGCAAGUCCAGGAAGUGCGCCAGCUCUCCCAGACAGCUGAGACCAAGUUGGCCGAGGCCCAGACUGAAGAGCUACGCCUCAGAUGCUCAGAGAAGCCGGAAGAAGGGGCCUCACCCCAGCACCCAAGCACUGGGGGCUCUCUGCUAGCGGACCAUGAAGAAGAGGCCUACUUACGGGAGGAUUGAGGAGGCCUCCCCCGCAGGCACUAACACUGUGAAUAUGGUUACCUGGAUUGCCAAGGAGUGGAAGCUGGGGCUAGCUCGGAGUAAUGCCGUUCCUGAGUUAGGCAGCAGGUUUCAAGUUGUGUGAGACCCAGAGAUCCCACACACCUCACCCCUUACUUGGGUGGUGAAAUGCAUCUUGUUUGUGGCCAUCUAGCUAUAGCCAUCAUUUAAGCAUUCAAGUCAUGAAGGCUGCCCUCAGCAGCCCUCUCAGGCUCCUCUAGCUGCCUUUUCCUGAAGAGAAGCUCCAGUUCCUUCAGUCACCUGGGGGCACAGGACACAGUGCUCUUACCAGUAAUUUAAGUAGUAAGUUAGCCUCCAUUUUCAACCCUGUUCAGGUUUUCAAAUGUAAGUUAUUUAAACAUUGGUUCCCUCUUGUGGGAUGUUAAUUGGGGGGACGGGGCAUCCUGUUCGUAGUAUUUAUUUUUUAAAAGUUCAUACCCUCUUUGACCUGUCUUACCGUUUGUCUAAGGGUGGCUAAGAUAAGUGCCUGGCCUGGCCCUUUGAGAAGGCCUGGCCCUGCGGGAAGGCCUGGCUGCACAAUUAGGGAAAGUGCUUCAUGAAACAUGUUUAUAGUUGGCAUGAAACAGGAGUCACCUAAAUGAAACUGUCUUUGCCUUGUG
Trichosurus vulpecula (common brushtail) is the source of this 1586-nucleotide messenger RNA. RefSeq names its product diablo IAP-binding mitochondrial protein (gene DIABLO). The transcript has 6 exons. NCBI's taxonomy places the organism in Eukaryota, Metazoa, Chordata, Mammalia, Diprotodontia, Phalangeridae. Gene Ontology annotation, biological process: neuron apoptotic process; intrinsic apoptotic signaling pathway in response to oxidative stress. Bases 181 to 927 code for a protein of 248 amino acids. Gene Ontology annotation, cellular component: mitochondrion. The record is from RefSeq and is a predicted model, not a curated record.